Molecule: messenger RNA, 1281 nt
Organism: Closterium sp. Naga37s-1
Lineage: Eukaryota; Viridiplantae; Streptophyta; Zygnematophyceae; Desmidiales; Closteriaceae
Source: the annotation of a GenBank genome assembly
AUGAGCGGGAAACCCAUCGAGGGGGUGGCAGCCGCCAUCACAAAAGCGAGCGAGGACGCCGUUGAGAAGCAGCUCAAGCAUGUCGAGGAGCGGCUGGUUGCUUCUGUCAUGAAGGGUAUUAAGAAAGCCAUCAAGGAGGACUUGUUCUACUCCACCCUCUCGCCCGAGAGCAUGAAGGAGCUGAACGAAAUUGUAAGAGAAGGCUACAAAGAAGCUGAAUCUGGGAGAUUGGAAGUCCUCACCGAAGCGAUGGCGAGAGGGUUUCAGCGAUCGGCGGGCCCGUCGACGAGGUCGCGUCAGGAGGGUGUGGCUGGUGUUCGCAACGGGGCCGAGGCUCGAGUUCAAGAGGUUCCUCCUUCUUCGUCGGUGGUAGGACAUGUCGGCAGCCCGGUAUCAUCCCCACAGGCACGUGCCCGUCAUCCCGUCGCCAAGUCCGUCGAGGGCAACGAGGUCAUCGUACUCGACCAGACGCCCCAGACAAAGACCUCCGAAGCGGCACCGAAGCCUCCGCCUGAUGCUUUUGCUCCACUGCGGGACAUGCUGCAUGGCCUCGAAAAAAAGGCUGGGAAAGGAGUGGUUACGAGGGAGAAAAGCGGUGCCCCAAUCGAGUUCGUCGCCUCAGCCAGGAAAAGUGGCGUGGGAAAGCGAGUUGCGCCUAUCCCGUCUGGCGGCGCUGCAGGGAAAGGAGCGGAGGAGACUUGGGUUUGCAGCUGCAAGGGGGGGUGUGCUGGCGAGGCUGCUGAAAUGAUCAAGAAGCUCAAAGUGACAGUGGAGAUGCUGGUGCAGCAGUUGAAGCAGGUCAACGCUCGACUAGCAGCAGCCGAAAAAAGAAAUGUGUUCGGUGCUGAUGAGAAAAAAGGUGCAGAUAUCACGGGGAGCAUAGUUGAGACUGCUGCUGAAGACAAGGAGAAAGAAGUUACCAAGAGUGACACUCGUGAGGAGCAGAAAUACAAGGCUAUGGUGCAGCGGAAGGAUGCUGCUAAGAAGGAGAAAUCUUUGGUGCUAAAUGUGGGAGUUUAUGCAGCUGAUGAGGCUAAGGAGAUUGGUGAACCCAAGGUGAAGCAGGGCGUGAAGGAAGCAGAGAUUGCGGGCGAGCAGAUGAGUGCAUUCCCUAAAAUUGGAGUUGGGAUAAGCUAUGCGGCGGCGCUGGUGAAAGGCAAACGCAAAGAGUUAGUUCAGGAGGGAAAGCAGUUUGGCAAGGAUAUGAAUACUCCUAUGCCAAUGACGGAAGCAGUGAAGGGAGCAAUAAUUUCUAGUGAUGUCGUGGCUGGAUUCGAAUAG